This is a messenger RNA of Trypanosoma conorhini, 1221 nucleotides long. RefSeq lists its product as uncharacterized. The transcript has a single exon. The record is from RefSeq and is a predicted model, not a curated record. NCBI's taxonomy places the organism in Eukaryota, Euglenozoa, Kinetoplastea, Trypanosomatida, Trypanosomatidae. Gene Ontology annotation, molecular function: metal ion binding. The coding region runs from base 1 to 1221 and encodes 406 amino acids.
AUGUGGGGGGAUGCUGAAUGCCCCGCGGCCGACGGGGGUUUUGGUUUGUCAGAGGCGAUUUUGCCAUCAGCAGACGAGAUUGCGAGGGCGAAAAGAAAGAGGAAGAAGAACAGGAAGAGGGCAGUUUAUGAUCAUUACCUUGCGGACUCUGGUAGCGAGUGCUCCACUGAAUCAAGUGAAGGAGGAUGUGAGUUGUUGGAUGCGUACGAGUUUGAGGAGUUUGAGCCUGGUAUGGACAUCAAUAUCCUCAUUCAGCAGACAGUGCAAAAUGUCGCACAAGGUGUCAGCUUGGAGGAUUAUGAUGGCCGGUCACAGUUUGGUGAUUGUGACCUGAUAUGCUUCGCUGCAGCGGUGAAGCACAACAGCUCCAUUCUCUCACUCCAGAUAAGGUAUCUUGACGUUUCCGACACCUCACUCGUGCCACUUUGUCGCGCGCUGGAGGGUCAUCCCUGCAUCCGGGCCUUGGAUUUGUCUGGCACGCGAGGCGGGAACGCCACCAUCAAGGCCGUCUUUCGCCUUGUCUGCACUAACCCAAAUAUCCUGUUCGUGCGCUUAGACGAUACAAUGGUGGCUUCCCACGAUGCUGAGGAAAUAGAACUUGCAACGCGAUACAAUGCACUAGCGUGCCCUGAUCCGGCGAAUAACCCGUUUCACCUAGGACUUCUGCGCAAGAUUGGUGACAUGGAGGAGGAGAAGCAGAGAUACAAGGAACAGCUGUCUGCACAUUCUUGGCUGUUUUCGAAUCGUGCUGGCGGCAGUGCGAAUCAGGCGCCGAAGCAGGCGAAGAAGGUUCUUUUUGCCGAGAAAGUUGCGAAGUCGCGUAUCGGUGCUGAUAUCUGUGCACAGUUCAUGAGUGGUAGAUGUGGCUAUGGCUCGCGUUGCCGGUAUAUUCAUCCUGAGAAAACGGCUGCGAUUAAGAAUGCCAUAGUUGUAAGUCAAUAUAAAAUGAUGAAGGAGUUGGAAGGAGAUGCGAGGUCUCUGAAGAGCUCCGUCACUCUUGUUGGUCCUGCAUCCAAAAUGAGAUUACAAAGUAGAUUGCGUCCUGCCAACUUCGCAUUGAAAACGAAUGCACUUGCUUCUGUUGUGGUUGGACCAAAAGAUGCCGAUCCUGUCAGCGAGGUGGGUGAUGUCUCUGUGCCAGAGGUUCCGCGGUGGCGUGCGGUGUGGGUGUUCUCUGCUACUGUUAUGCUCUGCAGUCUUGUGGUGGCUGUGACUUACUGA